Morus notabilis is the source of this 5009-nucleotide messenger RNA. Its product is annotated as putative disease resistance RPP13-like protein 1. The transcript has 7 exons. NCBI's taxonomy places the organism in Eukaryota, Viridiplantae, Streptophyta, Magnoliopsida, Rosales, Moraceae. The record is from RefSeq and is a predicted model, not a curated record. Gene Ontology annotation, molecular function: ADP binding. Gene Ontology annotation, biological process: defense response to other organism. The coding region runs from base 316 to 3921 and encodes 1201 amino acids.
UUGCAAUAACAAAAUAAAAUACUAAACACUACCAAACUUAAGCCAAUGGCCCACUUCCCCUUGUGCUAGCUGUGACUUUUUCUCUUUUUCCCCUCACAUGCCGUGUCUUCGCUUCACUUUUUUCCCCUCAAAUGCUGUAUUUGUUAGGUGACUUUGGAUCCACUUUUUUUCUUUUCAGUGCCUUCCACCCUUUUUUCUGUUGACCAAGACUUUCCUUUCUCUUCCCCUGCUUGUAAGCUGCAAUUGAGAACUCACCAUACUUUUCCUUCUUUCCUUUCUUCUCUUGUCUCUGUAACUGCAAUAUCGACCAAAAACAUGGCUGCUGAACUUGUUGGAGGAGCUUUGCUCUCUUCUCUGUUUCAGACACUGUUUAACAAGCUUGAUUCUCGAGAUCUGCGGGGCUUCUUUCGAGGACUGAAGGUGAACCAAGGGCUGCUGCAGAAACUGAAGACUUUGAUGUGGUCGGCUAACCAAGUGUUGGUUGAUGCUGAGGAGAAGCAACUCACAAACCCGGAUGUCAGUGAGUGGCUUUUCGAGCUCAAGGAAACCAUUUAUGAGGCUGAAGAUGUGCUCGACGAGAUCAACUAUCGGACUUUGGAGUAUGAGCAGAAGAAAGCUAAACCAAGAAGCAAAUCAGUACGUAAGAAGCUCCAAUCUUUUCUUGCUUGUUUUGAUACGUUUGAUGAAGCUAUAGAGCGCAAGAUAGAGGAGAUCCUUGAUAGGCUGAAGCAUAUUGUUAAACAAAAAGAUGCACUUGGUUUAAAAGAAGGUGUCAUUAAUAGGCGUUCUCAAAGAUUACCUGCUCCUUUGGCUGAUGAAUCUCGUGUCUAUGGAAGGAAUGAUGAUAAGGAGAAAAUCAUGAAGCUAUUGCUUCCCGAUAGUGGUAGUAGUAGCGAGAACAAGAUAUCUGUGAUUCCCGUUGUGGGCAUGGGUGGCAUCGGCAAGACCACCCUUGCUCAGCUAGUAUAUGAGGACAUAAGUGUCAAGAAUCAUUUUGAUAUCAGAUCGUGGGUUACUGUUUCUGAUGAAUCUGAGAUUUCUGUAAUAGCUAAAAAAAUUCUUCAAGAGAUUACCUCGCGAAAACGUGAAACUGAGGGCCUCUAUCAACUUCAAUGCGAGUUAAAGGAGUCAUUGAGCGGCAAGAGGUUUCUCUUUGUUCUGGAUGAUGUAUGGACCGAGAACUAUGAGCAUUGGGAGGCCUUACUGAGUUCUUUCCAAUCCGGAGCCAAUGGAAGCGGGAUCAUUGUGACAACACGUAGUGAUAUCGUCACAAAGAGGAUGGGAAAUGUGCCUACACAUCACCUUGGGGAAGUAUCUGAUGAUGAUUGUUGGAAGUUAUUUGAGGAGCAUGUGUUUAUUAAUGGUGCAAGGUCAGAGGCGUAUCAAGAGCUACAUGCCAUUGGCAGAAAUAUUGUCAAAAAGUGCAAAGGUGUUCCUUUAGCGGUUAAGUCUCUUGCUGGUCUCUUGCGCUCGGUGGUGGAUCCCGAAGAAUGGAGAGAGAUCCUCAAUAGUGACAUAUGGGAGUUGCAGUUGCAAGAAAAUCAGAGUAACAACAUUUUGCCUUCUCUGUGGUUGAGCUAUCAUUAUCUACCUUCACAUCUAAAGAAAUGCUUUGCUUACUGCUCGAUAUUUCCUAAGGAUUAUGAAAUGCAUGAAUUUAGAAAGGAUGAAAUAAUACGGCUAUGGAUGGCGGAAGGUCUUUUGCAAUCUGGAAAGAGAGGGAAAAGAAUUGAGGAUGUAGGGAAUGAGUACUUUCAAGAUCUGAUAUCAAGGUCGUUGUUCCAUCCAUUGAGUAAGGAUAAAUUGACCAUCUUAAUGCAUGACCUCACACAUGAUUUAGCAAUAUUUGUAUCAGGUGAAUUUUCUUGUAGGUUGGAUGACGGUGACAAAGCUAAAUUUUCUGCCAAGACUCGCCAUGUUUCAUGCUCCAAAAUGAAGGACUUGGAGAGUUUUGUAGGUUUAUCUUUGGCUAAGAGUCUCCGCACUUGCGUACGAUCAGGAUCACCCUAUCAGCUGGCAUGCUCAAUUAGCAUGCCACAAUUGGAACGACUGCUAUCUAUUGGAGGAUGCUUAAGAGCUCUUUGUCUAUCCCUAUCAGGGAUCAGAAUAUUGCCAGACUCAAUUGGCAAUUUAAAGCAUUUGCGGUAUUUGGAUUUAUCACGGAAUUAUAUGACCGAAGAGAUACCCAAUACGCUCUGUAGAUUGUAUUAUUUGCAGACUUUGCGAUUAUCGCAGUGCAUACGACUAACUCAGUUGCCAAACGACAUGGGAAACCUAGUCAAUUUGCGCCAUCUUGAAAUUGAAGGCGUACCACUGGAGGAGAUGCCGCCUAUGAUGCGCAAUAUGAAAGACUUGCAAACACUACGCUACUUUGUUUUGUGCAAAAGGCGUGGCUCUAGCAUUAAGGAGUUAGGAGGGUUGCCUUACUUGUCCGGAGAACUUGAAAUCCGUAAGCUUGAAAAUGUUGAGGUCGUUGAGGAUGUUUUGGAGGCUAACUUAAAGGAUAAAAGGUAUCUCAACAAGCUAGUCUACCUUUGGAGCUCCAAUGAUGCCGCUAAUGAGUCAACAAGACAUGGAGAAGUUCUUGAUGCACUCCAACCUCACACAAAUGUGAAGGAGCUUCGUAUAGAGGGUUAUGGAGGCGAAACAUUCUCUAAUUGGGUAGGUCAUCAUUCAUAUGCUAACAUGGUUACUGUGUAUCUACUCAAUUGUCACCACUGUUGUUUGUUGCCACCAUUUGGUCAGCUACCUUCUCUCCAAAGUCUCGAAAUUUAUAACUGCCGCGGUGUGGAAAGAAUAGGUGCUGAAUUUUACGGUGAGAGUUCUUCCAAUACUAAACCAUUUAGAUCUUUAAGAUCUUUAAAAUUUAAAGACAUGCCAGCGUGGCAAGAGUGGUCAAUUCCUGAAGGCCGAGAAGAUGGCGGAUGCUUCCCUAGUCUUGAGCACCUUCGUAUUAUCAAAUGUCCCAAGCUAAGUGGGUGCUUACCAGACUAUUUACCUUCUCUUGAAGAAGUGGAUGUAAGAGAUUGUCCCGAAUUCUUGUUAUGUAACUUUCCAUCAAACUUGAAAGCAUUUGGCAUUAAUUCUUAUGAAGAUGUGAUGAAAUUUCCAAGCUUAGAGAUUUCAGGGCGCUAUGAAAAUGUGAUGAAAUUUCCAGAGACAUUGCUUCCGACCACUCUGACUUCUCUUUAUAUUGAGAACCUUGAGAAUCUUCAAGUUCUGAAUGGGGAGGGCUUUGAACACCUCGCUUGUCUUGAAGAGUUGAUAAUUCAAAAUUGCAAAGAGCUCCAGUGCUUUCCGGGAGAGAUGCUGCCCACAUCUCUCACUACUCUCCAUUUAGAUGAGCUUAAUAAGCUUGAAGACCUUGGCAAGGGCCUUCAACACCUCACCUCCCUUAAAGAGUUGAGUAUUUGGAAUUGCGAAAAUCUCCGGUGCUUGUCAGGAACUGGGUUGCCCGCUUCUCUGACUUCUCUCCGUAUCAGAGACCUUCCAAGCCUUGAAGACGUAGGUGAUGGCUUCCUUCGACACCUCAUCUCCCUUGAAACGUUGGAAAUUAGGGGCUGCAAUAAUCUCCAGUACAAAGCAGUAGAAGAGAAUGGGAAGGGAGUACUUGAGCAGCUCAUCUCUCUUAAAACGCUGGUCCUUUCGAAUUGUGAAAAGCUCCAGAGCUUGCUCGAAGAGCAAUUGCCCACAUCUCUCACUUCUCUCGAGAUCCGUGGUUUUCCAAGGCUUAGAGACUUGAAUCGCAUGGGCUUUCAACACCUCUGCUCUCUUCAACACUUGCUGAUUGGGAAUUGCAAAAAUCUGAAGUGCUUGCCUGACGAGGGGCUGCUGUCCUCUCUUGAUUCUUUGCGUAUCUCCAGAUGUCCUCUCGUAGGAAGAAUUGAUCAUUGGAGUUGGCGUCAGCGUCGCUUAGGUUAAUCAUCUUUCAGCUGCUAAAAGCAUAACAGUUGAGAAAAGCACUCUUCCACCAAAGCCAGUUGAAAACAAUACCAAGUCUAAUUCGGGAUUUGAGUAUCUAUUUAAAAAGGCACCUUGAAAAAUCCCGGGAAGAUGUGAAGAAUGACAUCACGAGUCUUUUUUUGAGAAAGGAACGUUUAAAUACGUGUUCUAUCCGUGCUAAAUGAGGAAGCUUUGUGACAUUGAUGAUAGAAGGCAAUAAAGAAACUUUUUCAGUUCUUUCCAAACCAAGAACUCCUGAACGGCUUGGGAUUUCAACUACUCAUCUCCGUUAAGCUCAAAAUUUUUGUUGCAAGAAGGGCUGCUUUCAUCUCUAUCAUAUUUUCAUAUCUUGGAAUGUCCUUGUUUGCACUGAGGGGUGCUAGGGAUUGUGGGCUGAUGGUAUUAGGAUGGUGGCUGCUGUGUAUCCACUCGUUUUCCACAUCUUCAGCAUCAUGUUGCACUUCCUCCAGAUAGCACCGCCUUGGGCGAUACACUGAGAAGAUGAACCAUGCGACGUGAGCUCCAAGGUGCCAACCUACAAUGGUGUUGAGAGAGUCUUCUGCCAGUCAAUGCAGGACAUUUCGCAAUUCUCAGAUUCGUCAAUGCAAUGGGAUGAUAAUCCUCAAUUUAAAUGGAAGGUCUUUCACAAAAGGAACAAAUUUCGAGAUAUAUCAAAUGAUCAAUGUUCCAAGAACUAUGAGGCUUUGCUCUAUGGCUGUACCUACAAAUCUUAGAUUGAUCAUCUUCGCUAAAUCUCUACGCAGUUCCUUGAGUUGUUUGUAUUUGCUGAGUUUCAACAGUCUAAUGACUCUGCAGUUUCUAGAUGGAACCAUAAAGUUUCUCGAGUCUAAGGUCUUGGUGUAGCCUAAUUAGUGGCUUAACAAUUAUUGCCUUACACAGAGGGCACAUGCACAUCGACUUUCGUCGAUUUUGUUGAUGGAACGUUGGUGAUUUUACACUUGUAAUUCGAUUACCCUACGAUUUUAAGUUAAUUAGAGAGUACAGUGAGAUUGAAAGUACACUCUUGUAAAUUUCUUAUUCAUCAUAGUGAAGUACUUUAGUGAUUG